Messenger RNA from Arachis ipaensis, 762 nucleotides. The record is from RefSeq and is a predicted model, not a curated record. Lineage: Eukaryota; Viridiplantae; Streptophyta; Magnoliopsida; Fabales; Fabaceae.
AUGGAGCUUGGGAAUGGCAGAACGAUCCGAUUCUGGGAGGAUAGCUGGUUGCCUAAUGGGGCGUUGAAAGAUAAGUUUCCUAGGCUCUUCUCGGUUUCAACCCUUACCGGGGCAGUCAUAGGGGAUUGUGGGUUUUGGGAUGGACUAGACUGGAUUUGGAGUUUCCAGUGGAGGAGGGAGCUGUUCCAGUGGGAGUUGGAUCUGGUAAGACAACUUCAUGAGACCUUGCAGUCAGCCAAGCCAACAAAUGAAAGAGAGGACACGGUGACAUGGAAAUUUGAUAACACAGGGGUUUAUUCAACGAGCUCCUUUACACAGAUGAUACAGGCGAAAGCCCUUCCGGCUGAAAUUACAAGCUAUAGCUUCACUCGUGCCAUAUGGAAAGGGUUCGUCCCUCCAAGGAUUGAGCUCUUGUCUUGGUUUGUGCUGGUUGGAAGGAUGAAUACUAAGGAUCGCCUGUGUAGACUACGUGUUCUUGAUCAAAAUGACAACCAGUGUGUGGUGUGCUUGGCUGCAUGCAUUUGGAAGGAGUUGGUGCCCCCUGGUAAUCUCAAGGACCACUUCGAAAGCUGGAUAAGCAUGGCAAUAUGGAAGAUUGAGAGAAAUAGGUGGUUCAUUGGGUUCUUUGCUGUUGUAUGGACAAUCUGGCUAGAGAGGAAUAGCAGGCUGUUUCAAAAUCACGUAUCCAGUUUGCGGGAUAUUAUAAACAAGUCAUUUGCGUUUGCUGAGGAAUGGAUUGGAGGUGAACCCUUUGGAUGUUGA